This is a messenger RNA of Solea solea (common sole), 7881 nucleotides long. RefSeq names its product bone morphogenetic protein/retinoic acid inducible neural-specific 1 (gene brinp1). Gene Ontology annotation, biological process: negative regulation of mitotic cell cycle; positive regulation of neuron differentiation. NCBI's taxonomy places the organism in Eukaryota, Metazoa, Chordata, Actinopteri, Pleuronectiformes, Soleidae. The transcript has 8 exons. Bases 442 to 2727 code for a protein of 761 amino acids. The record is from RefSeq and is a predicted model, not a curated record.
AGAGAGAGAGAGACGGAGAGAGAGAGAGAGAGAGAGAGAGAGAGAGAGAGGAGAACACUUUCAAACACGUCGGCAUAAAUCUGACAUCCACAGCUGCCCCCCUCCACCACCUCCUCCUCCUCUCCCCCCACCCUCCAUUCUUUCGUCUCCUGACGGACUUCAUCACUUUAUCCCUCUGUGCAGUUCCUCCGAUGCCCGAGACCGGGGUGAAACAACGGAUUUUUCCCUCUUGAGCAUGAAAAGGAUUGCCAAAUCAUCCGCAAUCCAACAUCAGCGCCCGAGCCGCCAGCAGCAUGAGCACUGGAUACAUAUGCUCCAGCAGAAGUUGUGGGCUAGAGAACUAACACGUCUCGGACCACAGACACAGCAGAGAGGGGAGAGUCAGUUUUAGGUCUCCACAUAAUGGAGCGAGAAUGAACGGAGAGCGGCUUAAAAAAAAGCAUGAACUGGAGGUUUAUUGAGGUCAUCUGCUUCCUGUUUAUAUGGGACCAUAUAACAGUUCAGUCUUCCCGCCAGGACCCAUUGGCAACUGAGCAACAUGUCACCAAGCAAUAUGACUGGCUCAUCUCUGACCGCGGACCUUUCCACCACUCUCAAAGUUAUCUGUUCUUUGUGGAAAAAUUCAGCAAAGGAUUUACGACCAGAUAUAAAAUUUAUAGGGAAUUUGCACGUUGGAAGGUGAGGAACACAGCGAUAGAGAGAAGGGACCUGAUCCGGAACCCUGUGCCACUCAUGCCCGAGUUCCAGCGCAGUGUACGCUUGCUGGGCCGUAGACCUACGACUCAGCAGUUCAUUGAGACCAUCAUUAAAAAAUAUGGAACACACAUUCUCAUCUCAGCCACCCUGGGAGGAGAGGAGGCGCUCACUAUGUACCUAGCCAAGAACAAGCUGGACAGGAAGCUUGUUAACACUACUCAGAACGUGGAGGCCCUUCAUCAGCUGGCCUCAUCAUACUUCAUUGACCGUGACGGCACGAUGAGGAAACUGCACGAGAUCCAGAUUUCGACCAAUGCCAUCAAGGUGACAGAGACACGGACAGGACCACUGGGGUGCAGCAGCUAUGACAAUCUGGACUCAGUCAGCUCAAUCCUUCUGCAGAGCCCUGAGAGCAAGCUUCAUCUGCAAGGUCUUCAGGUCAUUUUCCCAGAGUACCUGCAGGAGAAGUUUGUCCAGUCAGCUCUGAGCUACAUUAUGUGCAACGGAGAAGGAGAGUACGUGUGCCGUAACAACCAGUGCAUCUGUCAGUGUGCCGAGGAGUAUCCACAAUGCAACUGUCCCACCACCGACAUCCAGAUCAUGGAGAAAACCCUGCUGGGGAUGUCUGAGUCCUGGGCUGCCUCUUACAAAGACUUUGAGAGCUCUGAUGAGUUCAAGUCUUUCCUGAAGAGGUUGCCCUCCACUCACUUCCUGCCCAUCAGCAGUGUGCAUCUCCUGUGGGGCAGUGACUGGGACCUGCAAGCCCGCUAUAGGCUGCUCCAGAGUUCCCUGGAGAUCCAGCGGCUCAAGAUCCAGCGCACCGCCCGCAAGCUCUUUGGUCUCAGCAUCCGUUGUCACCACAACCCUAACCACCAGAUGCCUAGGGAGAGGUCUGUGAUGCAGUGGCUAAACCGGGUUCAGUCUUUUCUCUACUGCAACGAGAAUGGGUUCUGGGGGACCUUCCUGGAGAGCCAAAGGACAUGCGUGUGCCACACUGGUGUAACCCUGUGCCAGAGACCCAUCCCAUGUGUCAUAGGUGGCAACAACAGCUGUGCCAUGUGCAGCCUGGCCAACAUCUCACAAUGUGGCUCCUGCAACAAAGGCUACAAGUUGUACCGCGGGCGCUGCGAGCCCCAGAAUGUGGACUCAGAACGAAGCGAGCAGUUCAUCAGCUUCGAAACGGAUUUGGAUUUUCAGGACCUGGAACUCAAGUACCUCUUGCAGAAGAUGGAUUCACGGCUUUACAUUCACACGACGUUCAUCAGUAAUGAGAUCCGCCUCGAGACAUUCUUUGACCCUCGGUGGCGUAAGCGCAUGUCCCUGACACUGAAAAGUAACAAAAACCGGAUGGACUACCUUCACAUGAUAAUUGGUCUGUCAAUGAAGAUUUGCCAGAUGCGAAAUAGCAGUAUUGAUCCCAUGUUCUUUGUUUAUGUCAACCCUUUCAGCGGCAGUCACUCAGAGGGCUGGAGCAUGCCCUUUGGUGAGCACGGUUACCCUCGCUGGGAAAAAGUACGGCUGCAGAACUCCCAGUGUUUCAAUUGGACUCUUCUGCUGGGCAACCGGUGGAAGACCUUCUUUGAGACGGUGCACAUCUAUCUGCGUAGUCGCGCUAAGAUCCCAACCGGCUUACGCAAUGACACAGGGCAGGGUCCAGUGGAUCUUGGAGACCCUAACAAACGGCAGAUCUACAUAAAAAUAUCUGAUAUUCAAGUUUUUGGCUACAGCCUGCGUUUCAAUGCCGACCUGCUCCGUAGUGCCGUGCAGCAGGUUAACCAGUCGUACACGCAAGGAACUCAGUUCUACUCAUCCUCAUCUGUUAUGCUCCUGCUACUGGACAUUAGGGAUCGGAUUAACCGCUUAGCCCCUCCAUCGGCCCCCGGCAAACCCCAGCUGGACCUCUUCUCUUGUAUGUUAAAGCAUAGGCUCAAGCUCAACAACAGUGAGAUGAUUCGAGUUAAUCAUGCCUUGGACAUGUACAGCACAGAAAUACUAAAACAGUCAGAUCACCUGACUGCUAAACUUUGUUGAGCAUAAUAACAUUCACACAAGGACAACAAACUAAACACACAGACACCCAACAAGUGGACUAUAACGGGGUAUUAAUCUUAAUUUCUUUCUCGUUUUCAUUUUUGGACCUUUUCUGCCUUUUGAUGUAAUAUUAACUUUGUAACCACGAUUCUUAACAAGAGAAAAAAAAAGAAAAAAAGAAAGGCAGUGAUAAAAAGCAUUUCAGGAAGAUAACGAAGAUAAACGGAUAAACUCUAAGGACUGUAUCAUAUUUGUUCCAGCAUGUCUGUCAUUCCCUAAAACAACUUACAAGAGAGAGAGAGAAAAAAAGAAAUAUAAAUGUAUGUACCAGUGGAAAAGAGGCCUUGAUUUUAGUCCAAGGGAUCAAAGGUUUUAUCUGAAACUGCCAUUCUUUACUGAGCAAAAAAGAAGACGAAGAAAAAAAAAAGUUUUUAAUGGAGAAAUGACAACACAAGGGCAGACCCGAUAUCCUUUUAUUUCCGCCAAUGUUCAAGAAUAUUUGACACGCAAACGGACAGUUUAAUAUCACAGAUGUUUAUACAUUGUAAGGAUAAAAUAGCCCUAGUGAGUAAAUUAGUGAACACAUUACCAAUAGACUCUUUAUAACAUUUCAAAUCCACAGUGAGUCUGCAUCGUUUUUGACACGUAAGGCACACAACAGGGCAGUAAACGAAAUAGUCAUGUCAAAUAACAAAAGCCAGCUGUUUAUAUAUUAUACAUAUAUAUGUGGGUGAAUGUGUGUGGGAGUGUGCGCAUAACCUUUUUCCCCUUCUUUUUUAUUUUGCUUGACGCUUAUUGCUGUUCGUUAAUUGAAUGUGUCAUUUGAGAUUGACUCCAGUCUAAGAGCUGAAUCUUGCAUUUGGAUCGCUUCUUCCCGUGUUUGAAAUUCGAGCUGUGUUUUUUCACAAGGCAGUACCUCCUGGUGCGUGAGUGCAAUAUUGUGGUCUGAAGAUUUAACAAUCAAUGCUAUUUUGUACAGCUUUGCAAAAAUGUACAUGUUGUGACUGCUGAUUCGUGGAGCUUGUCAGCACCAAGAGCAAAAUGUAAACAUUCAUCGUUCAGGCACAUUUGCAAGACAACUUAAGCCAUACACUUCCCUGAGGUAGACAUAAAGUUCAUCCAUGUUUUAUAGUACUUAGUUCAUGACAUGGGGAAAAGAAAAAAAGAAAAAAAAAAAAGAUGUUCCGAUUGUAUGUUUUUCUGUUUGUUUGUUUGUUCUUAUCCUCAAUUUAUUGGGCAGAUGAACAGAGAUAUAUGCGGGAUGGAAAUUGUUUUGAAAUCCAUUGAAUUUUAAUGUGUCAGUUAAAAAAAAAGCAAAAAAAAAAGACGAAGAAAUUGUACAUUAAAGCCUAAAAUACUAUUUUGGCAGUCAUCAGUCUGUAAGGUUUUAUGCCCACGUGUAAAACUGUCUGAAACUAUGAAACACUUUUUUCUGAUGACCCCCCCCCCCCCCCCUUUUUUUUCUUAGAAUCUAAAAAAUCCUUGAAUAAUAUGAAAAGAAGCAGUGGCUACUUGUAAAAAUAAAAAUGAAUCCAUUACAUUAAAUGUAUAAAAAAAACAGUUAAGGUCCCCCAAAAAAUACUUAACAGUCAUGUAAAUUUGAUAAAAGAACGGGCUAUUUCAGCGAGUUACCAUUGUUCCUGCAGCCAUGGGAGCCAAUUAGGAUCUGAGAGUGGAGGCAAAAACGUUGUUUGUCAAGGACUCAUCCUACAACAACAUAAGGAACCAGUCAGACAUAAACUCCAACAAGGUUGUUCGGGAUAAACUGGACAAAAUGUGAAUGAAUAACAAACUGCAAAGUACGUUGUGGGACAAACGUUGAGCAGCAACAGUUUUCAACAAUCUUUCAUUUUUUUAUUGCAAGAAGAAGGCGACGCGUGUGUUCGGCUGCUGAAUAAGGUCAGCGUUCUAGAAAGAAUGUACAAUAACACUUAAGGUGUUUUGACAGGUGGCGUGUAUUAACAUUUUAUUUGGGUUUUCCGUCUUGUUUUUCUGUUUGUCUUUGAAGUUUGUUUGCAUUAUUUCAUUUUUUUUUUUUACGUUCAAUUUUGUUGUAUUUUUUAUUGAAGAUUGUAAAUUAUUUGUUUGUGUUUUUUUUUUGUUUUUUUUAUGUUGUGACACAUAGUGAGUGGGAUAAGAAUGAAAUAAGGGACCCAGUUCUCAGAAUCUAUAGUUCAAUUCACUUUUUUCGGAUGUAUAAUUCAAAAUAUUCAAAUUCAAACGGCAACGACUGGUGCAAAGACAUAGCAGUCGCCCUGAGGAAAGGCCUUUUUGGAUGUAACUUAGGGCCCUCCUUACUUUUGCAGUUCACUUUUCAAAUCUUCCCAUUGAUUAGCAGCGAUUAACAUACAUGGAUACGUCAAAACGUGUUUUUGGAUAUUUGUUUUUAAAUGUAUGAAAUGUUCAAAUGCAUUUGUACCGAAGUGUUCAGACUUGUUGCUGUGGGACUUCAGAUUGUGGUCAGGUGCCUCCUUUUUGCUUUAAUUAUCCGGCCGCUCACCUGUGGCUCGUUGAGUUGAUUGGACACAAACCAUGUGGUUCCCACAAUUCAUUAAACUCCAACUGGGGCAAAGUGUGGAUCAUAGACGCGGGUAUACAACCUUCUCUAGGAGUUUUGAGUCUUUAAAGGAGCCCAGUGGCCUGAAUAAUACAAAAAAAAACAAAAUAAGUUUGGAACCAGGACUCCCUAGAGUCUUCAGAGUUGGCAUCCAGCUAAAAUGUCCGGCCACACGAAAAUUGCCUUGAGAAGGGGAGGUGACCUGAGAAACUAAGAGCUUCAGAGGUCCUUAAUCAGGUAUGAGAGAACACAACAGAAGAACACAUUGUCACUAUUUCGUCAAUCUGACCCUAAUUGUAGUUUGGCUGGAAGGAGUAAAGCAAGUGGGACACAGCAGCUGAUAAGACAAAUGUUAUUUAACCCUCUGAGCAGAGUUGUGUGGCGAACAGACUUGAGAGAGGCAUGAAUGAAUAAAUGAAGGAAGAAAAAUCGGCCAAAAUCCUAACGCCCUUUAAAUAUUUUGGCAAAACCUAUAGUUUGAUGACAUUGGGAAAACAAGUUAGGAUCAUAGCAGUUGUUUUUUUCUUACCCUGAGCAUUAAUUUUGUGCUUUACAGGGAGAGUUUUGGCCGCACAAAAGGCAACGAGUAGCCGUGAAACAUGAGUGACAUAUACCCAUGAUCAAAUGGAACAAAGACGACAAACUGGCCGACUAGUGCUGAAUACUUACUCCCUCAAUCUGAUGUUUUCAUAGGGAUUAAAAAGAGACCACAUUCAAAAGGUGUAUUACCUUGACUAGCACAGAAUGUGGAUUUCUAAAGUUGUUUUAACCACUUGGCUGAUGUAAGUACACUAUUCAACUAAAUCUAUGACAUUAGUCUGAUCGCUUUGUGGAUAUUUUAAAGCCGAAACGUUAUAUAUUAUGACUUUAAACCCCACGUUUGGAGGGACUGAUGGAGCUCAAAGAAAAUGUGCGAAUAAGAGGAGAAUAAACCAGGAUAAUCCAGGUGUGUGAGGCAUGUGGAGACUUGCACAAAGGCGUGAAUCUGUAAUUGCUGGAAAGAAGUUUGUGAUCUGAAUACUUUUGUAAACGUCAAUUUUCAGUAUUUUGAAGAAAAAAAAAUAAUAAUCCAAAAGCAUGUUUUUACACCUUGUUGCUAUGGGGUUUAGAGUCAUUAUUAAUUAACUUUUUUUCCAUUUAAAGAACAAUCCAGUAAAGUGUGCAAAAAGUAAAGGGUUUUGAAUAAUUUAUGAAUCCACAGCAGCUGCUGCAAAUCUAAUUGCAUCCACACACGCAACUUAAAUGGCUGUCUCUGGAUGUGCAUUCCCGUCAUGUUGUAGAAAUUGGCUCUGGCUCCGUGCGACGAUUGAGGAUCCAUUUAUGUCGUCAGUCCUCAGGAAGCUGUUAAAUACCUGAGAGGUGCUUUUAUAAAAUAACAACAUUGUCUCUGAUUUAGAAACUCCUAUACGCCACAACAAAAUCCAAUGAAUUUCUGCUGAUUCACAGCUACAAGUAGUCCCAAUAUUUAAUUGUAUUUAAUUUAUAAAAAAAAAAAAGCGCUGGGGAGCUGUCGUUUCAAAAUAUGCUAAGGAUGACAGCUUUUCUUCAGAGGAAACUAAGUAAACAGCAGCUGAGGAAGGAGCACAGUGGACCAAUGGAUAGCAGUAAAAUGUACUCUUUUGUGACCGGUACAUCUGCUUGAGCGUAGAUAGUAGCCGCGGUCCUAAUCAUCCUGCUGCAGCUCAUAUAGCAACUUUUUCUGAGGGGCUGACACUGUGGUAACUGCAAGCUGUUUCAAAGACCCGUGCUAUUGUUGGAGUUCAUCAGACCCAGCACUAAAAUUGGAGCUUGCUUGUAUUACCACAGCAUAACACGUUACCGAACUGUUGCCAUGGUAUUAUUAUUAUUAUUAUUAUUAUUAUUAUUAUUAUUUAUUAAAGUGCCUGUUAUCUAUCCCUUUAACUUGUUUAAAGCCUGAGAAAAAUAUUUAGAUAUUACACGAUGAGCUUCAGAGUUUAAGAGCGUACAUGGUUACGUCCAGACGUGUAAUCUCCUUCAUGGAGGUUUGUGCAUGUGGGGAAAGUCAGCCACCAUAGAAACAAAGUACCAAACACCGUCCCUGAAAUUAAACUUUUUAGCGACGCUGUUUUUAAAAUAAUGUUUCCCCUUCCCCCUCCCCCCUGUUGUACAAUAUACUUGUAAAUAUUAACUCUGUUACCGUAACACGGCUCUGCUACAGUGACAAUAUUAUAUAAAAUAUAAAAAAAAAACGUGGAAAAGUAAUACAAAGACUACUUAAAAAAAGAAAAAAAAAGCCCUCCAUUUGACUACAUUAGCACAAAACACAGGGCGCCUAUGUCUUUAUGUAAUUAAUUAGACUCACGACAAUGUAUGACUGUUUUUAUAUUGUCAAAACAUGCUGUACAUUUCAGUUUAGUUCGAGCCACUUGCAAGGUCCAUAAAACAAGCACAUUUACUCGUACGGCGUUAUGCUACCACAGUGUUGCUUCGAUGUGUUCAUGACUCUGUCUGAAGAUUUUUACACCUAAUACCUUGCCUGUGUAAUUUUUUGCUGUUCUGUUUGGAUCAUUAUAUCGGCUUAUUUCAAAUGAAUGUUUCAUAUAAUAAUCUAUUUCUCAUUAAAAGGCUAUAUUUAA